Cyprinus carpio (common carp) is the source of this 1651-nucleotide messenger RNA. RefSeq names its product RAB9A, member RAS oncogene family (gene rab9a). Lineage: Eukaryota; Metazoa; Chordata; Actinopteri; Cypriniformes; Cyprinidae. Gene Ontology annotation, molecular function: GTP binding; GTPase activity. Gene Ontology annotation, cellular component: late endosome; lysosome; phagocytic vesicle. The record is from RefSeq and is a predicted model, not a curated record. Gene Ontology annotation, biological process: Rab protein signal transduction; retrograde transport, endosome to Golgi.
ACGUGAUCAACAGCAGUGGGGUCACAUGACACUCGCCAGCCAAUAGGAUUGCAGGAGUGGGGCACCUUCAGACAUCAGAGGAAGAGCUCUCAAACUCGUUAUGUUUCGCUUUAUUGCUUGUUUUGUGUGUUUUUAUCGAAUCCAGAUUUCCGGUUCCUGAAGCUCGGUGUGUUCAGAAGCAGCUGCAGGUAUUGAAUGAUGAAUUAUUUGAGGCAGUAAAGUUCACAGGACGAGGAACACAAACAGCAUGUCAUCUAAAUCAUCUCUUCUUAAAGUCAUUCUCCUGGGCGACGGUGGAGUGGGAAAGAGCUCGCUCAUGAACCGCUACGUCACUAACCGGUUCGACGCCCAUCUCUUUCACACCAUCGGCGUGGAGUUCCUCAAUAAAGACCUGGAGGUGGACGGCCGCACGGUCACGCUGCAGAUCUGGGACACGGCGGGUCAGGAGCGAUUCCGCAGCCUGCGGACGCCCUUCUACCGCGGCUCCGACUGCUGCCUGCUGACCUUCAGCGUGGACGACAGCCAGAGCUUCCACAACCUCAACAACUGGAGGAAAGAGUUCAUCUUCUACGCCGACGUCAAGGAGCCCGACAGCUUCCCGUUCGUGCUUCUGGGCAACAAGGUGGACGUGACGGAGAGGCAGGUGACCAGCGAGGAAGCUCAAGAGUGGUGCAGGGAAAGCGGAGGAUACCCGUACUUCGAAACCAGCGCUAAAGACGCCACUAACGUCGCGGUCGCGUUCGAGGAAGCCGUCAGAAGAGUUCUGGCUUUGGAGGAUCGACACGAGCAUUUGAUUCCAACAGACACCGUCAACCUGCAUAGAAAGCCUCGCAGCAGCACAGCAUGCUGUUAACAGACCAGAACGACCUCCAUUAGCUAUUUAAUGGUCCUUGAGUGAAGCGUCUGCGUUAUAUUUGAACAUGCACUCAUAUGCACUUACUCGUAAACACUGGGUUGCUUUCAUUGGGUGGUGUUCUGAAUUUAAAUGAUUCUGUGCAUUCAGAUGUCUUUUAUAUAUAAAUCUGUCCUGAUUUGAGCAGGUUAUUGCAUAGAUAGACUGAUAUCAUUUUGUCUUGCAUGGCGGUCAAAUAGUGAAGAGCAAAUGCAAUAAAUGCACUGCAAAAACUGCCUUGUUUUCCAUUAAAAAUAUCUAAAUGUCCUUAAAACAAAAGGAGUUUACUUGAGGAGCACAGCUGUGUAAGACAACAGCACUUUUUUUUUCCACCUAACAUAUAUUGAAUUUAUUCAUCUUAGCUCAUAGGCAAAUCAUCUUGAGUAAAAAACAUCUUAUUUUAAAAUGCACUAUGUGAAAACAAGUCUGUCACGUGCUGUUUGAUUCUUAAGUAAAUGCUUCUUGUUUUGUUUUUACUGGAAAACAAGAUUUGAAAAUGCUGAUUUUUCUUGCACUGUGCGUUUCAUGUGAUUUUCUUUUCCUGUAACUAUGAUUAACUUAUGCAGGACAGGCGUUCAUACGCUGUGUGAUCAUUUCUAAUAUAUAUUAACAUAAUUGUGUAGCGUGCCAAAUAUAUACACAGUACUUGUACUAAAAAUAUGGAUGAGGUGAAGUGUCUAAGCACGCACUUUGAAAAGAAGCACUAAAAUCUCAAUAUUGUACAUUGUUAAAUCGAUAUUAAAGAAGUAUUGAACAGUA